Molecule: messenger RNA, 1436 nt
Organism: Brassica napus (rape)
Lineage: Eukaryota; Viridiplantae; Streptophyta; Magnoliopsida; Brassicales; Brassicaceae
Product: DNA damage-binding protein 1a-like
Exons: 5
Cellular component (GO): nucleus
Molecular function (GO): protein binding; nucleic acid binding
Source: RefSeq, a predicted model, not a curated record
UAUGUGAUCAUUCCCCGUUCUGUUCUUCUCUGUUCGUUCGAAGGGAUAUCUUACUUGCUCUGUGCUCUUGGAGAUGGUCAUCUUUUGAACUUCCAGUUGGACACAACUACUGGUCAAUUGAAAGACAGAAAGAAAGUAUCACUUGGGACUCAGCCUAUAACUCUUCGUACGUUUUCAUCUAAAAGCGCCACACACGUCUUCGCUGCAUCAGAUAGACCAACUGUAAUCUAUAGCAGCAACAAGAAGCUGUUAUACAGCAAUGUCAAUCUUAAAGAAGUUAGUUAUAUGUGUCCUUUCAACUCUGCUGCUUUUCCCGACAGUUUGGCGAUUGCCAGAGAAGGUGAACUCACGAUUGGAACCAUUGAUGAUAUUCAGAAGCUUCACAUACGCACUAUUCCUCUGGGAGAGCAUGCUCGUCGAAUCUGCCAUCAGGAACAGACACGUACAUUUGGUAUCUGCAGUUUGGGAAACCAGACAAAUGCUGAAGAAUCUGAAAUGCAUUUUGUUCGUCUGUUAGACGACCAAUCUUUCGAGUUUAUGUCAACCUAUCCCUUGGAUGCGUUUGAAUACGCUUGCUCCAUACUAAGCUGCUCCUUCACCGACGACAAGAAUGUCUAUUACUGUGUUGGAACCGCAUAUGUUUUACCGGAAGAAAACGAACCAACCAAGGGAAGGAUAUUGGUAUUUAUAGUAGAGGAUGCGAAACUGCAACUUAUCGCUGAGAAAGAAACCAAAGGAGCUGUGUACUCUCUCAAUGCCUUUAAUGGAAAACUUCUCGCUGCUAUCAAUCAGAAGAUUCAGUUAUACAAGUGGAUGCUGCGUGAUGAUGGCACUCGUGAAUUGCAGUCUGAAUGUGGACAUCACGGACACAUUCUAGCUCUCUAUGUUCAGACCCGUGGAGACUUUAUCGUUGUUGGUGAUCUCAUGAAAUCGAUCUCCUUGCUUAUCUAUAAGCACGAGGAAGGUGCAAUUGAGGAACGAGCUCGGGACUACAAUGCUAACUGGAUGUCUGCUGUUGAGAUACUCGAUGAUGAUACCUACCUUGGCGCUGAGAACAAUUUCAAUCUGUUAACGGUGAAGAAGAACAGUGAAGGUGCUACUGAUGAAGAACGAGGGAGGUUAGAAGUAGUUGGGGAGUACCACCUCGGGGAAUUCGUUAACAGAUUCUGCCAUGGAUCGCUCGUGAUGAGGCUGCCUGAUUCAGAGAUCGGUCAGAUCCCAACUGUUAUUUUCGGUACAGUCAAUGGAAUGAUUGGAGUGAUUGCUUCACUGCCUCAAGAACAGUAUGCUUUCCUGGAGAAGUUGCAGUCUAGUUUGAGGAAAGUGAUCAAAGGAGUAGGGGGACUGAGCCACGAGCAGUGGAAAUAACGUUAAUUUUCAAUGGAAAUAACAUUUAUAUGUUUUAUUAUAUUUUUCAUAUAUUUAGUUUACACAAA